AAACGAACGAAUCGGAAUUGCACGCGCUCCUUGAAUCGAAUUUAGAUCGCCUUCAGGUUACAUAAGUUGGACAGCGACCAUGACAACUACCUAUGUGACCACGGGCCAGGUGCCCGUCCAGCAGACCACGUUCAUCACAACGGGUCCACAGCAGACUCAAACCACAUACAUCACCACCGGUCGACCACAGCCACCACCUCCACCGGUAGUGGUGGUCACAGCUCCCACCACUGGACGCUGGGCCACAGCAGCUCAAACCCAAUCCGGAACAGCUGCUUGUUUCCUCUUUGUUUAUGCCGGAAUGGACAUGGCCCAAAGCCUGGGCUGGAGCUCUCUAUUCACCGUCUCAACACUUGAGUUCCAGUAUAGUUGGUUCGUUGGUGUCAUCAUUGGAGCUGUGGUCUCCGCCGUAACAUCUUCUUUUCUGCCCAAAAUGGUUUUCUAUGGCCUUGGUGGUGUAAUGAAUCUGAUUGAUGCCAUUAUUUUUGUGAGUGCUCCGUACGAGUAUGAAUCCAUACUGGCUGCUCGCUAUGUAGGGGGAGUGGGCAUCGGCCUGAUCACCGUACCCUUCCUCAUCCAUAGCGCAGAGAUUGCCUCGAGCAGCAAUCGUGGUUCCUGCAGUGCCAUGGAGCAGUAUGGUCUCGCCCUAGGUGUUGCCAUCCAGGUGAUCUAUGACUCCCAGUGGACGCAGAGCUUGGACAUGACUGUGAAUCGAGUGCACGGCAUCUUUGGCAUUGUCUUUACGGCAAUUGCUCUGGGUAGCUUGGCGGUUUCGACGGAAUCACCGAUCUUCUACAUCCGUCAGAAUCAGGAGCAGAAGGCACGAGCCAGUCUGAAGCGACUGAUGGGUGGCUAUUGGACGCAGGAAAGUGGCGAACGGGCCUACAAUGAGGCGAAGCUGUAUGUGGUGGAGGGCAGCAGUCAGGGAGUUGGCGAACAGCUGGGCGAAUCCCUGAUGCCCUUCCUCAAACUGUUGCUUUUCCGUUGCUUUGUGGCCUUCUCCUUCUCGCUGCCACUCUCCUUGUCCAUGCUGAGCAGUACCUACGAGGUGGAGAACACCACCAUCGCCUGGCCACCGGUUAUCUUUGGCAUCCUUCGCCUCAUCGGAGCUCUGAUCACCAUUGGCGUGCUGGAUCCGGUGGGCAGGAAGUUUGUCUCUCUGCUGGGACUCAUGUGCAUGGCCGGAUUGAUGCUGGGCAUGGCUGGUGUUUACGGAGACUACUCUAACAUCGCCGAUCUCUACUUUAUGUGGCAAGUGUGCCGCCUGGGCAUGGCCUUCCAAUUCUUUGCCGGACUCUUCAUCUGCAGCAGCUCCGUUUAUCUGGGAGAGGCCUUCCCCAUGCGUGUUAAACCCUUCUUGAUUGGCCUGAUUGUGUGUCUGGAGCAGGUUAUUCACAUAAUUGUAAUUGUUACAUUCAAUGUGGGCGCCAACCACUUCUAUAGUUACUUUGUGGCCGUGGGCAUUAUCCUGGUAGUGGGUCUGGUGGCCUUUGCUGUGGUUAUGCCAGAGACCCGAGGCAUGACACUGCGCCAGGCGGGUGAGCGAUUCCGAAGGGUUCACGAUGUGAUGGCCUACUAA
This is a messenger RNA of Drosophila serrata, 1579 nucleotides long. RefSeq lists its product as uncharacterized. The record is from RefSeq and is a predicted model, not a curated record. Gene Ontology annotation, cellular component: membrane. Lineage: Eukaryota; Metazoa; Arthropoda; Insecta; Diptera; Drosophilidae. Gene Ontology annotation, biological process: transmembrane transport. Gene Ontology annotation, molecular function: transmembrane transporter activity.